AUGCACGCUGCGGAAGGCCAACGGUUCGAUGUGAAGGCGACGAAACGACUGCUGAGAAAAAUCGACAUCCAUAUCCUUCCCAUCAUGUGUCUUAUCUGCCUACUUUGCUUUCUCGAUCGUGCAAAUAUUGGAAAUGCCCGGCUAGAUAACUUAGAGUCAGAUCUUCACCUCGUCGGCCUGCAGUAUAAUGACUGUCUCGCCAUCCUGUUCCCAUUCUAUGUAAUGGCAGAAAUACCUAGCAACAUCAUGAUGAAGCAUACAAAACCAUCCACAUGGUUAGCAUUCAUCAUGUUCGCUUGGUCUGCUUGCAUUAUCGGGCAGGGUUUCGUGACGAACUACCAGGGGCUUAUGGCUACACGGGCACUCCUUGGGACCUUCGAGGGUGGCUUCUUCCCCGGCAUCAACUUCUAUAUCACCCAAUGGUAUCCUAGGAACGAGUGUGGUUUGCGUAUGGCCAUCAUCUUCUCGUCUGCGACCAUUGCCGGCGCUCUCGGGGGCAUUGUGGCGCGCGGCAUCGCUGAGAUGAGCGGCGUCGGUGGGCUUUCCGCAUGGUCCUGGAUUUUCAUUAUUGAGGGCCUCGCGAGCAUUGUCGUCUCGGUUCUAGCGUAUUGGGCUAUUCACGGUUAUCCUGCAAGUGCGCAUUUCCUAACCCCGGCCGAGCGGCAUGAGGUGGAAAGGCGUCUCAUAGCAGACUCGGGCUCUCUCUCCAACGACUUCGACGUCAAGUACAUCUGGCAGGCAUUCUUGGACUGGAAGAUCUACGUCCACAUGGUCAUCUGCAUGGGCGGUUUCUGCGCUGUUUACUCCUUCUCGCUUUUCCUGCCUACCAUCAUCAAGAACAUGGGUUACUCAGCCAACAACGCGCAGCUCAUGAGCGCUCCGCCCUACGUCCUCGCUUGCCUUUUCGCCAUUACCGGGAGUCGAUUGGCCGAUCGGUGUCGUCAGCGCGGCGUUUUCCUGCUAGGCUUCCAGCUCGUCGCGAUAUUGGGACUCGCCAUGCUCGCCGCGAGCGUGAACCCAACUAUCCAAUAUGCAGGAACGGUAUUUGCCGCCGUCGGAAUCUACCCCCAGAUCCCACUCGGUCUGGCGUGGAACGGUAGCAACAUCGGUGGCAGCCUCAAGCGCGCAACUGGAAUCGCUAUGCAGGUCGCGGGAGGGAACUUGGGGGGAAUUAUUGCCUCGUAUGUCUACCUGGCGAGGGAUGCGCCGCGUUACAUCGUCGGUCAUAGCAUCUUGAUCGGAUCCGUCGGACUCGCCUUCAUCAUGACGCUGUUUAUGACGAUUUGGUGCCGUGGGGAAAAUGCUCGGCGCGAUACUAUCGCAAGACAAACACUAAUAGUGGAGUUGACCGUGGAGCAGAAGAUGCAGGAACGGGAACUCGCGGACGGAGUCCCGUGGUUUAGGUAUACCAUCUGA
Molecule: messenger RNA, 1416 nt
Organism: Annulohypoxylon truncatum
Lineage: Eukaryota; Fungi; Ascomycota; Sordariomycetes; Xylariales; Hypoxylaceae
Product: high-affinity nicotinic acid transporter
Exons: 6
Coding region: 1-1416 (471 amino acids)
Biological process (GO): transmembrane transport
Cellular component (GO): membrane
Molecular function (GO): transmembrane transporter activity
Source: RefSeq, a predicted model, not a curated record